Molecule: messenger RNA, 3603 nt
Organism: Rhagoletis pomonella (apple maggot)
Lineage: Eukaryota; Metazoa; Arthropoda; Insecta; Diptera; Tephritidae
Product: probable multidrug resistance-associated protein lethal(2)03659
Exons: 8
Coding region: 1-3603 (1200 amino acids)
Biological process (GO): transmembrane transport
Cellular component (GO): membrane
Molecular function (GO): ABC-type transporter activity; ATP hydrolysis activity; ATP binding
Source: RefSeq, a predicted model, not a curated record
AUGGCUUUGGUGUCUUUUGAAUAUGGACUGAUUUGGACGCGCGGAGUCUUCAAGAAAGGCUACUUGGGCAAUUUAGGACCAGAUGAUAUCUAUGAGCACGUGCCCAAGCUGGAUAGCAAAACGCUAUCCAACUCACUCAUUAGCUACUGGGAAAAGGAGGGGCGACGUAAAAAUCCCAGUCUCUUACGCAUGAUAUUUAGCGCAUUCGGCUGGCAAUUUGUGCCGAUGUGUAUAAUCUACUCCAUAUUGGAGAUAACAUUGCACACCUUUCAGCCGCUAUUCCUGGGCGAGCUUGUUUCCUACUUUUCCGAGGGUCAAACGGACAUCUCAGAUCAGCAUGCCUACCUCGCCGCCACCGGUAUUGUGCUGUGUUCACUCACCGCUUCGUUGUGCUUUCACCCAUUCAUGUUCUUUCUCUUCAAAACCGGCACAGCCAUACGUGUUGCCUGCGCUGGUUUAAUCUAUCGCAAGUGUCUACGCUCUUCUGUGACCUCGGACAAUAGCGGUAUGAGCGGUUUUGCCAUCUCAGUUCUUUCCACCGAUCUAACACAAUUCGAUACUACCUUCUACUUUUUCCACGAUCUUUGGAAGGGCCCCAUUGAAGCGUGUGUUUUUGGUUAUGUCAUGUACAUGCAGAUCGGUUGGCCGGCAAUUGUGGGUAUUGCAGCAAUUGCCGCCUUCAUACCACUACAAGCUUGGGCCGCUAAGGCUGCAGCCAAGUUUCGUCACCGCUUUUCGAAAUUCGGCGACGAUCGCGUGAAGCUGAUGAAUGAGAUCAUAACGGCGAUACAAGUGAUAAAAAUGUAUGCGUGGGAGAAAUCUUUCGCUAUGUUGGUAGCAAACUUGCGUAAGAAGGAAAUACGCGCCAUAAGGGGCACCAUGAAUAUCUACGCGGGCAUGCAGUGUACGAAUAUGAUUUCGAAAUUCGCGCUCUUCCUCAGCUUAGUCGCCUAUGUCUACACAGGCGAUAUAAUAACAGCGAAGAAAGUGUUCAUUGUGUCCUCUUACUAUGACGCGCUCAACGAUUCGCUGCUGCACUUCUGGCCGCUGUCGGUUACAACAUGGGCUGAGACUUUUGUAUGCGCGCGGCGCAUAGUCACAUUCCUCAAGCAGAGUGAAGAUCCGGCAGAUGGUGGUAUCGAAAACUUUGCUGUCGACAUCGACACGACCGAGAAGGGCAACUUUUUAGGGCGUGUACACAAUCCAAGUGCGCCUGAGAAGGGCGUAAUAUUGCGUAAUCUCUCGGCUAGCUGGGAUCGUGCGGAAUUUGAAAAGCGUCGACAUCAUAUAACUGAUGUCAGUUUUCGCAUACGUCCCGGUCAAUUCGUCGGCAUUGUUGGCAAUGUGGGUGCCGGAAAGAGUACGGUACUGUAUGCCAUACUUGGUGAGCUGGAAAUCGCCAAGGGUAGCUUGGAGGUUAAUGGCAGUAUCAGCUAUGCGCCACAGGAAGCUUGGAUUUUCGAGGCGAGCAUACGCGACAACAUCUGCUUUGUAGAGCCGUAUGAUGCACAACGCUACAAGGAUGUUAUACAAGCCUGCGAGCUAGAACGCGACUUACAGCUGCUGCCCUACGGAGACUCUACUAUUGUCGGCGAACGUGGCAUAAGUUUGAGUGGUGGACAGAAGGCGCGUAUAAGUUUGGCACGCGCGGUCUACAGGCAGGCGGAUAUUUAUAUCUUCGACGAUCCGCUCUCCGCUGUGGAUGCGCAAGUCGCUAAAAGACUGUUGCGCAACUGCUUUCUGGACUACUUAAGCACUAAGGUACGCAUAAUGGUCACACAUCGCGUGUACAAUCUCAAGGAAGCCGACUGGGUGGUGUUAAUGGAGUCGGGCAGCAUCGAAGUGCAAGGCACCUAUGAGGUGCUCGAACAGAAGAUCAGCAAGCGUUUGAGUUUGACGCAGGAAGAGGUCGAAAAGCGACCGAAGUUACUCCAUGCUGAGAGCGUUAUGGUGAAGGCGGCGGAGGAGGAGACGGAAAAAGUGGAACUACCAAAUGAUACGGGAUUGGACCGGAAGGAACAGCAAAUGCAGGGUUCUGUGCAUUUUCACACCUAUGCGACGUACUUUCGCGCACUUCGUAUGCCCUGGCUGAUCUUGAUGAUAUUUGCAUUGUUCAUUCUAGCGCGCGGCUGUCAAGCGGUGAUGGACAUCUUCAUUGCGAGAUGGGCCACCUGGGAGGAAUCUCAGCCGCAGUUGCAUGAAACAUCCGAGGUUUUUUCUAAAAAACGCAUGAAUAUUGUUCUAAUCUAUACGGGCCUCAUGCUGGGCACGCUCAUCCUCUACGUAGUGCGUACCUUUGGCUUCUUCUACAUUUGUUUAGCCAUCUCGUUACGGCUGCAUGAUUAUCUCUUCAAUGGCAUUAUACGCGCGCGUAUGCGUUUCUUCAACACAAAUGCUUCAGGAAGAAUACUAAAUCGAUUCUCCAGUGAUAUUGCUAACAUAGAUAUUUCACUGCCGCAAGCCAUGUUGGACUCGUACUCGUUCUAUAUGAACAUAAUUGCAGUGUUGACGAUUGUAGCUUUCGCCAACUAUUGGCUCCUAAUACCAGCAUUCGUCAUGAUCGCACUUCUUUACUUGUGUCGUGGUCUGUACAUUAAUGCGAGUCGUAGCCUUAAACGUAUCGAGAGCAUGACCCGCAGCCCCGUUUACUCACACACGAAUCAAACAUUCCAGGGUCUUACCACGAUACGUGCGUUGAAAGCCAGCAGCCAUUUGGAUAAUGAGUUCCACUUCCAUCAGAAUACUAACACUUCAGCAUUAUUUCUCUAUGUGAGCGUUAAUCGCGCUUUCGCUUUUUGGACUGAUCUCAUUUGUGUGCUUUACAUAAUAGCGGUUACAUUCAGUUUUUUGGUAAUCGACACCGAGUUUUAUAGCGGUGAUGUCGGUCUUGCCAUUACCCAGUCUAUGACGUUGAUAAUCAUGUGCCAAUGGGGUAUGCGACAGACGGCUGAAAUGGAGAAUAAUAUGACUAGUGUCGAGCGUGUGGUCGAAUACGCCGAGUUGCCGUCAGAGCCUGCGUUGGAAACCCGCACUAGCAUGUUGCUACCUCAAACAUGGCCGAGUGCCGGUGAGUUGCGAUUCAAAGACGUCUAUCUACGCUACACGGAACAGGGCGAACCCGUACUAAGAGGGCUCAAUUUUGCCAUCCAAUCUAUGGAGAAGAUUGGUAUUGUAGGUCGUACUGGCGCAGGCAAGUCGUCUAUCAUACAGGCCAUCUUUCGAUUGGCGAUAAAUGAGGGCUCCAUCGUGAUUGAUGACAUUGAUAUUGGCACAUUGGGUUUGCAUGAUUUGCGCAGUCGCAUCGCGAUCAUACCGCAAGAUCCGGUGUUAUUCUCUGGCACAAUGCGCUACAAUCUCGAUCCUUUGGAAGAGAAGGUAGACGAAGAGCUGUGGCGUGCGUUGGAGGAUGUGAAACUCAAGCCGUAUGUGUCUUCUUUGGAAGGUGGGCUGAAUUGUCGCAUGCACGAUGGGGGUUCGAACUUCAGUAUGGGUCAAAGGCAGCUGGUCUGCAUGGCGCGGGCUAUACUGAGGCGCAACAAGGUGCUAAUAAUGGAUGAAGCGACAGCGAAUGUGGAUCCAGAUAUUAAAGAGCUGAAUGAGUAA